This is a messenger RNA of Nicotiana tabacum (common tobacco), 2737 nucleotides long. RefSeq lists its product as uncharacterized. Gene Ontology annotation, cellular component: cytoplasm. Lineage: Eukaryota; Viridiplantae; Streptophyta; Magnoliopsida; Solanales; Solanaceae. The record is from RefSeq and is a predicted model, not a curated record. Gene Ontology annotation, molecular function: ATP binding; protein serine/threonine kinase activity. Gene Ontology annotation, biological process: protein phosphorylation.
AGUCCAGCUAGCUAGUCCGAACGAAUAAGAACAAUCCGGUUGGUUUAAAACCCGGUUCACGAAAGCCGGUCCACACAAAUCAUUUUCCCCCAAUAAAUGAAUUACAGAAAACGGAACAACAUUCCUUCUUCUCUCGAUCCCUUGUAGCCAGCCCUGCCGUGUACAUAUGCCAAAGCACAAAACAGAAACAAGUCUUCGCUUAAGGGAUAAAGAAGAGAUCUACGGAUUCUCCUGCUAAUUUUGUAUUUACUGAUGUAAAUACUCAUCCAUCGACUUAUUUGCAUUCAAGAUUGGUUUCCCGUACCAAGAGUGAGUUUAAGUGGCCACAUUUUAUGAAUUUGUUGAAUAUUUGCAAUGCGGAGUUGACCGAGAAGUGCGAGCUAGGGGAUGUGGAGUGGUUGUAUUAUACUGGCUUUCACUUCAUCUACUGAGAGUGCGAAGGAAAAAAUUAGUUGUAUAUAAAAAUGGCUGAUGCUGCUGCUCUUAUUGAAGCCUCAGGAUCCAGAUUUAGUGAUCUUGAGCUCAUCGGAAGAGGCUCGUUUGGUGACGUCUAUAAAGGGUUUGAUAAGGAACUCAACAAAGAGGUUGCAAUCAAGGUUAUUGAUCUAGAAGAAUCGGAGGAUGAAGUUGAGGAUAUCCAAAAGGAAAUUGCAGUUUUAUCACAAUGUCGAUCUCCCUAUAUUACGGAGUACUAUGGGUCAUACCUGCACCAAACUAAGCUAUGGAUAAUAAUGGAAUACAUGGCUGGUGGCUCAGUUGCUGAUCUAAUUCAACCAAAUCAGCCAUUGGAUGAAAUGUCUAUUGCAUGCAUUUUACGUGAUUUGCUUCAUGCUGUUGAAUACCUCCACUCUGAAGGCAAAAUUCAUCGCGAUAUCAAAGCGGCUAAUAUCUUGCUCUCAGAAAAUGGUGAUGUGAAGGUAGCAGAUUUUGGCGUUUCUGCACAGCUGACAAGGACGAUCUCUAGGAGAAAGACAUUUGUAGGAACACCAUUCUGGAUGGCACCUGAAGUAAUUCAGAACUCAGAAGGCUACAAUGAGAAGGCCGAUAUUUGGUCACUUGGUAUAACUGCAAUUGAGAUGGCCAAAGGGGAACCCCCACUUGCUGAUCUGCACCCCAUGAGAGUACUUUUUAUCAUACCUCGAGAAAAUCCUCCCCAGCUAGAGGAACACUUUUCUCGUCCUCUCAAGGAAUUUGUGUCCUUGUGUUUGAAGAAGAGUCCUACUGAGAGGCCAAGUGCAAAGGAACUACUGAAGCAUCGUUUCAUAAGGAAUGCAAGAAAAAGCCCCAGACUUUUAGAGAGAAUCAGGGAGCGCCCCAAGUUUGAAAUAAAGGAUGAUAUUGAUUCCCCUAGGAAUGGCCUGAAACCUGUAGGGGAAGCAUCGGGCACUGUUAAGGUGACAAGAGAUACGGGUACUGAAGACACUGUUAAAGUCAGUGGCCAGGGGAAAACCCUAAAAACUGCUGGAUGGGACUUCAGCAUUGGAGGAUCAUCUAGUACUGGAACUGUCCGAAGUGUGAAACCACCACAGGUUAGAGAUAGGAAACCAGAAGUUCCAUCAAAUCAACCUGCUUCAAGAAAAAAUUUGGACAGUGGUAACAAUUGGUCCUCUGCUUCUGGAACUAUUCUUUAUAACUCAUCAGAGGGUUUCAGCCAAAAAGAUGACGGAGAUGCAAACAACAAUGAGAAAAGAGAUUAUUCUCGUGAAGAUGAGGAAUUAUCAGUGAGUGGUACUGGAACAGUGGUUGUGAGAUCACCAAGAGGAUCUCCUAGAGGAUUUCAGUCCUCUUCUCUGUUCAGUGACCAGAGUUCCCUGUCCAGUAGCACACUUGCUUCUUUCGAGGAUGCUUCUUCCAGUGGCACUGUAGUUUAUCGUGGACGUCAUGAUGACCCAGAUUCUCCUCGAACGCCAAAAUCUAGGUUAGGAAUUCAAGAGAGAUCUUCAAGUGCAUCACUUGAAGAUAGCACAACAAACCUUGCCGAGGCCAAGGCUGCCAUGCUAGCAGGACCAAAGAAAGGAAACGCUAGAGACAGAUCGAAAUUGGGCAAGGUCCAACGUGAUGGGCUAGAAAAUAAAACAGAACAAUCAACAAUGAGCUCUGAUUCUUCUAGGCACUCUCGCGACUAUCUUGAUGCGCAGAAGGUGUUUUCAAGAUCGCGCCAUACAAGUGAUGAAGAAGAUGGUGCGAGAACAUAUGCUGCACCUUCAUCUGCCACCUUAUCUGUUCUCCUCAUUCCUUCACUAAAAGAGACUGCUACUAGUGAAUCAGAUGGUUCACUCAUGCAGGCGAUGGUUGGCUCUUUCUUGGAUAUGGAGCGCAUGAAGCCUGGUUCUUGCGAUCUGUUCAUGACUAGGUUGCUCCAGCGACUGGCAAGCUCAAAGGAGUCAUCUUUGAAAGAUCUGCAAGACCUUGCUGCUCGCAUCUUUGCAAAGGGAAAGAUUGAAGCAGAGAGUACAAGUACCGAGGUUGAUAGCAAGAAAAAACAGCAGAGUAAAGAGCUUAAUUCAAAUGCGAAUUUGAGUCCUCUGGCAAGGUUCUUGCUCUCAAGAUGGCAAGGACAUGCUUCUCGAGAUCAAAAUGCUUAAACAUUGAGGUUAGAUUAUUGUUUCAAAAUUUUGCUUUUUAAUGUUGCUUUGUUCUAGAAUUAUUUUGAUUCUGUGUACAUAUCAUUUUGAGGACAUCUGUAAUUUCUGUCCUCUGAUUCAUUUUGUUGGGUUACCGAAGAAGUUUUUCUGCU